Molecule: messenger RNA, 2328 nt
Organism: Malassezia restricta
Lineage: Eukaryota; Fungi; Basidiomycota; Malasseziomycetes; Malasseziales; Malasseziaceae
Product: bifunctional dethiobiotin synthetase/adenosylmethionine---8-amino-7-oxononanoate aminotransferase
Exons: 1
Coding region: 1-2328 (775 amino acids)
Biological process (GO): biotin biosynthetic process
Cellular component (GO): mitochondrion
Molecular function (GO): S-adenosyl-L-methionine:8-amino-7-oxononanoate transaminase activity; pyridoxal phosphate binding; magnesium ion binding
Source: RefSeq, a predicted model, not a curated record
AUGGCCAGUGUAGCGCGGCGGGUGCACCAGGUGUUUGGGGCCGACACGGAUGUAGGCAAGACGAUUUUUUCCACGGCGCUGCUCCUCGCGAGUGCAGCGCGAGGAAGCAAGGUGGCAUACGUCAAGCCAGUGAGCACAGGCGCGCAGCAGGACAUGGAUGCGCGGCAUGUACGGACCUUUGCGCCACAAGUGCCAACGCGUACGCUUGUGCAGUUUUCGGAGCCUGUGUCACCGCACAUGGCCGCUGCAAUGCAGGCAUCGCCUGAUGAGCAUGUCAGGGAUGCACAGAUCGUGGAGCGUCUGCGUACGUGGCUGCACGAAUGCGGGAUGGAGGCAGCGAUUGUCGAGACGGCCGGCGGCGUUCACUCGCCAUCGCCGAGCGGGUCUUCUCAGGCAGAUCUGCUGCGUCCGCUGCGUCUUCCGACGAUCUUGGUCGGAUCGAGCGUCCUGGGUGGGAUCAGCUCAACGCGCGCCUCGUUCGAGAGCCUGCGGAUGCGUGGCUACGAUAUCGAUGUCGUUUUGAUGUUCACUUCGCCGUACUAUGGCAACGAUACGUACCUAGCACAGUACUUUGUGGAGCAUGGGAUUCCUCUCUUCACAAUCGAAAAGCCGCCGGCGCGAGUGGCUGACACGCCCACGGACGUGGCUCGCAUGCAGACCUACUACCAGCACACACUGACGACCAUGGCAGAGGUGGUGCAAUACCUCGCAGAUCAGCACGCUCGCCGAUAUGCAUCCCUCGAUACUCUGGGUAUGCGUGCACACCAGCACAUGUGGUGGCCCUUUACGCAGCAUACGCGCGUGGCGCCCCAGGACGUGACGAUCGUCGACAGUGCGCACUCUGACUUUUUUGAGGCGCACGCGCCAGGACAAGGCACGUCGCCCAUGAUGGAUGGAUCAGCAUCGUGGUGGACGCAGGCCGUGGGGCACGGCCAUCCGCGCCUCGCACUAGCUGCCGCGUACGCCGCGGGUCGGUACGGUCAUGUGUUGUCGCCCAGCGUAGCACAUGAGCCAGCCGUCAGACUGGCAGAGCGAUUGCUUGGCCACGACUCGUCAGCGACGCUCGCACCUGGACGCGGAUGGGCCAGCCGUGCGUUUUUCACAGACGAUGGAAGCACGGGCAUGGAAGUCGCGCUCAAGAUGGCCAUGCAAGCAUCGGUGCGACGGUACACGCCCACGGUCAUGUCCUCAGCAACACUCGCACGCACAGCGCCUGGCCGCCGUGCCGGCUCGCUCGGUGGACGCCAGCAGCGCGAAUGGCACGUGUUGGGUUUGCAAGGCAGUUAUCACGGCGACACGAUCGGGGCGAUGGAUGCGUGUGAGCCAAGUGUGUUCAGUGAGCACGUGGCGUGGUACCGCGGCCGUGGCUACUGGCUGGCUCCGCCGGCGCUGCGAAUGAAGGAGGGCAAGGUCCGAAUCGAGGUCCCGGCCUCUGACGAAUGGGGCGAGUCGCAGUGCCUCGGCAUACUGCCCUCGAUCGAGGCGGCGUACCGUAUGCCAGCGCGACUACAGAGUGAAUUGGCGCAGCGGUAUGUGCGCAUGUUGAACAAGCGCCUCGAGGAGCUUGUUCUUGUCGAGGGACACCGCUUCGGAGCCCUUGUCCUGGAGCCACUCGUGAUGGGGGCGGGGGGCAUGAUCUUUGUCGAUCCGCUAUUUCAACGGUGCCUCGUUGACGUGGUCCGCUCGCGCGAGGACCUCUUUUCGCUAUCAGAUCCGCCAUUGCGCGAUGCCUGCGUGAAUCGCGAUGCAGACGGGUGGCGCGGCUUACCGGUCGUGUACGACGAGGUGUUUACGGGUCUACACCGCCUGGGCUUUGCCAUGGGGGCCGAUGUGCUGGGUACACCGCCCGACAUAAACUGCCUCGCCAAGAUCCUGACCGGCGGUGUCGUGCCCAUGUCCGUGACCCUCGCGUCCGACAGCAUUUUCCGCGCGUUUGCGAUGAGCGAUCAAAAGACACAUGCGCUCCUCCAUGGUCACAGCUACACCGCCCAUCCUGUGGGCUGCCAGGUGACUCUCGAGACACUUGAUAUGCUCGACGAGAUGCCCACGAAGGCGUCAUGGGAUCCAGCCUGGCUAGAGCGCAUGUCUCAUGCCAAGCGUUUGCGCGGUAUCAUGUCCCUGGGCACGGUCCUCAAGCUAGAGCUGGAGAGCAGCACCGGUGGUUAUGCAUCGGAUGCCGCCGACGACCUGCUCCGAACGCUGCGUGCUGGGUCCUUCCCGAUACAUUUGCGCUCGCUGGGCCAGGUUGUGUACAUCAUGACAAGUUUGACGACGCCAGCCGACACAUUGGCUCGCAUCCAGACACUACUCGAGCACGAAUUCCUAUAA